UUGAUAAAACAACUUAAGGCUAAGCCAAUCUCUGAGGAGCAAUUGGCGGCUGAAGUCGCUGGUAUCUACGCCGGUCUUAUCAUGGUCGAAGAUAAAUGCAUCGAAGUUGACGACGCUCAAUCCUUAUCCUCACCGACCGAGACUAAGCUGCAUAACCAGCAGUGGCAAGCAUUGAUCGCCCUGCACAGAACAUUGCUACAUGAAUACUACGACUUCUUGUUAGCUUCACAGCAUCCGUCCGCCAGUCCUGGCCUACGACGCAUGGCUUCUGAGUAUCAUAUGCCAACAAGGAUAUGGUGCCGCGGGAUUCAUCCGUUGUUAGAGCUACUUAGGCGGCGGCUUCCUGAAUCUGAAGAGCAUAUGUUAACAUAUAUCUUCCUCGCAUAUAACAUUAUGACACUACUUUACGAAACAGUACCUGCGUUUCAAGACACAUGGGUAAAGUACUUGGACAACUUGGCAAGAUAUAGGAUGGCUAUUGAAGACGACUGCCUGGAAAUGGAAGUUUGGACAUCAGUUUCUCGAGAUUGGUAUUUCAGGGCGUCGGACAAGGCGCUGACCACUGGUGGGCCAUAUCACCAUCUUGCGAUCGUGACGACACACAACAAUGCUUCACAACGACUAUUUAACUACUCAAAGAGCAUA
Truncatella angustata is the source of this 645-nucleotide messenger RNA. RefSeq lists its product as uncharacterized. The transcript has a single exon. The record is from RefSeq and is a predicted model, not a curated record. Gene Ontology annotation, molecular function: protein binding. NCBI's taxonomy places the organism in Eukaryota, Fungi, Ascomycota, Sordariomycetes, Amphisphaeriales, Sporocadaceae. The annotation marks the transcript as partial.